This is a messenger RNA of Pyrgilauda ruficollis (rufous-necked snowfinch), 2686 nucleotides long. RefSeq names its product clathrin light chain B (gene CLTB). The transcript is spliced from 6 exons. Gene Ontology annotation, molecular function: structural molecule activity; clathrin heavy chain binding. Gene Ontology annotation, cellular component: synaptic vesicle membrane; clathrin coat of trans-Golgi network vesicle; postsynaptic endocytic zone cytoplasmic component. The record is from RefSeq and is a predicted model, not a curated record. The coding region runs from base 147 to 833 and encodes 228 amino acids. Lineage: Eukaryota; Metazoa; Chordata; Aves; Passeriformes; Passeridae. Gene Ontology annotation, biological process: clathrin-dependent endocytosis; clathrin coat assembly; intracellular protein transport.
GGGCCGGCGGGCCCGCCCCGGCGCUGAUGUCAGCGCGGCUGCCCCGCCCGCCGCCGCAGUGACAGCGACAGCUCCGCCCGGGCACAGUCGGGCCCAGCCCAGCCGAGCCGCGCAGCCGGACCGGGAGCGGCGCGGGCGGGCCGAUCAUGGCCGACGACUUCGGCUUCUUUUCCUCAUCUGAGGGCGCUGGCGCCGAGGAGGAUCCGGCCGCCGCCUUUCUGGCCCAGCAGGAGAGCGAGAUCGCGGGCAUCGAGAACGAUGAGGGCUUCGGGCCGACCGACGGCGAGGCGGCCGCCGCCCCGGGCGGGCAGGCGGCCCCGCCGGAACAGGCAGGUUUCCAGAAUGGAGGAGCCACUGUCAAUGGAGAUGUCUUUCAGGAGUCCAACGGCCCCACGGAUGCCUACGCAGCCAUAGCCAAGGCUGACCGGCUGACCCAGGAACCUGAGAGCAUCCGCAAGUGGAGGGAGGAACAGAAGAAGCGCCUGGAGGAGCUGGAUGCGGCAUCGAAGGUGACUGAGCAGGAAUGGCGUGAGAAGGCCAAGAAGGACCUGGAGGAGUGGAACCUGCGUCAGAAUGAGCAGAUGGAGAAGAACCGAGCAAACAACAGGAUCGCUGACAAAGCCUUUUACCAGCAGCCGGACGCCGAUGUCAUUGGCUACGUGGCCUCGGAGGAAGCAUUCCUGAAGGAGUCCAAGGAGGAGACCCCAGGCUCUGAGUGGGAGAAGGUGGCCCAGCUGUGUGAUUUCAACCCCAAGAGCAGCAAGCAGAGCAAGGAUGUCUCGCGGAUGCGCUCGGUGCUCAUCUCCCUCAAACAGACGCCCCUGUCCCGUUAGCUGUGCCUGGCACAGCUGGGAGCACAGUGGGCACGGCUGGGCUCACUGAGCCAGGUGGCUUCAGGGGCCGGCCCAGGAAGGGCCUCCCACUGCCUGCUCCGUGAUCUGCCUCGGCUGUGCUCGAGUCACUGGUUGUAUAACUCUCCCCAUGGUUUUCCUUUGCUUAAAAGGUGCAUUGGUCUCUUUUUACACUUAUUUAUAAAUCACUGUGGCAUUUCCCCGGGAAGCGGCACUGGGUGGCAGAGCUGAGUUAGUGGGGAAGCCCCAGCCCAGGCUCUUCAGGAGGUUAUGUCUGAGGGCCUGGCUAAAUGAGCAGGGAAUAUCCCAUCCUGUGUUCCCCACUUCAACCCUGUGCUGGCAAUAAACCUGCCUGCAGCUGUCCUGGCAGCCCCAUGUCCAGGCUUCAGUCCUAGCCCUGAGGCAGGGAUCCCAAUGGGAUCUUGGGCUGUUGUCUGCCUUUUCCAUGGGAUUUAGAGCACAGCUGGAGCAGGGUUGAGAGGGUGGAGAAACAGCCCUGGCUUGUCUCCACACUUCUGGGUCCUGCAGGGAGCAUGGCUGCAGCAUGGCAUUGCCAGACUGGCAGGGACUGAGCAAUGUAAGUACAGGUGCCCAGGUUGGCCUGGACUGCCAGUGGCUGCCCCAAGCCCAUCAGAACUCUGCCCAGCGUUGCUAUGCCCCAAAAAGUUGGUGCAGCUCCAGUGUCCAUGUCCCAUCCAUCUUGCAGCACUGGCAGCACAGUGGUGUGGGCCACUGGGAAGGGACUGUGGAUGUUUCCUGUCCUUCCCCCAUGAACACCAGCAGUUGGGAAUGUGGGAGUCCAGACUUUGGGGGACCUUUGGCUUUGCUCUGUUCCUUCCGUUGCUACCAGAAUGGGAGAUGGAGGCUGUGUAGUUGCAGGGAAGGAGGUAGGAAGGUCCAGCUGCUGUGGGGCUGGUCAAAGCCCCAUCUUCCUAACCCAGGGGUCCAGAGCUGGGUUGGGCAGAGUUCUGGUACUGGAGCUUAUACUGGCCCUGAGAACAACCUGCACAUCUGUCUGCAGUUGCUCUGCCCCCUGGAUUUGCCCACCUAAGGCAGUGUGGGGAGAUGCCUCAGUCCUGCUCCCUGCUCGAACUUUUACUCCUCUGCUUGGCAGGGAUGGCACCAGUCCUGGGAACCUGCAAAACUCCUGGGUAGCAGGAGAGGGACAGCCUUGAGCUGGUGCUCUGGGUCUGGCCUGUUGAGGGCUUGGGAACGGUUUGCAGCAGCUUGGAGGGACAUAGAGCAGAGCUCACAAAACAUUCACCUGAGCCCCUCUGCAGAGCCCUGCUCAGCAGGAAAUCAAGUGUGCAGAGCUCUCCUGCCCUGCACCUGUGGCUCCAGGGCCAGAAUAUCACCAGUCCUGCUGCUGCAGCUGUGGGGGUGCCUGGGCACCCAUGGCUCUGGGGCAUGAUCUCACCAGUGGGCUGGGAAGGUAAAUGGGUGUGUAGGGAAUCACUUGCUGUUGUGUGUUGGGACUGUGCCCCCUGCCCAUAGGGCUGAUCGUCCCUGCCUGGCCCCCUGAGCUCCAGCAUGCGUAGGCAGCUCUGCUGUGCUGCAGGGCACCUGGGGACUCGGCUGCCUGCCUCAGCCUUGCAUUGCAGAGCAGCAGGAAGCACCCCUGGCUACUUGUGGGUGGGCAAUGUGCCCCCCUUGUGCUGUGUCCCUCCAGCCCCUGCAGGCAGCUGGGCCCCUGGGUGCCCCAGCUGCCAUGUGCUCCGUGUCAGGCCGGGGCAACUCUCGGGGAGCCGUGCCCACAGCUGUUCUACAUCCCCUCGGCUUUGGUAUCUGUGACUGUCCAAAUUACCUGUUACAAUAAACCAACAUCUCCAAUCCUA